Plenodomus lingam JN3 is the source of this 189-nucleotide messenger RNA. RefSeq lists its product as uncharacterized. NCBI's taxonomy places the organism in Eukaryota, Fungi, Ascomycota, Dothideomycetes, Pleosporales, Leptosphaeriaceae. The record is from RefSeq and is a predicted model, not a curated record.
AUGGAUGGGAUGGCCAGCCCACCUGCUCGAGCGAAGAAUGCCGCACCCAUGCAACUAUCCUCUAGCCGCAUAUGCACAAAGAGAGGGAUCCGGGGGGUUCCAGUCAAGCUCAAAGAGAGGCAGCGUCAAGACUGCUCUUCUUCCGCACGGCUUCUAUGGCGUGGACUGGGCACUGCAGACAUCGGAUGA